Molecule: messenger RNA, 756 nt
Organism: Ceratitis capitata (Mediterranean fruit fly)
Lineage: Eukaryota; Metazoa; Arthropoda; Insecta; Diptera; Tephritidae
Product: thioredoxin, mitochondrial
Exons: 2
Coding region: 147-581 (144 amino acids)
Cellular component (GO): cytoplasm
Molecular function (GO): protein-disulfide reductase activity
Source: RefSeq, a predicted model, not a curated record
UUGAGAAUAGAUAUUUUAUACGAGAAUCCGAAUCCGUCGCAAUUAUUUUUUCCUGUAUCAUAUUUUCUCCCAAAUUUUGAGUGUAAGAAUUUAGCUUCAAAAUUACAAAAGUAUAAUAACUUGAAAGCCGAAAACUCAUACACGAUAUGCUGCUUAACAAAUUGAAUAAUGUCGGACGCCAAUUGGUGAAGCCGGUUCUCCGAGCACAAUAUCAAGCCUGUCCGAUUAGUACUAGUGUAACCAAUCGAGAAAUAUUCCAGGUACAAAGUGCUGAAGACUUCGACAAAAAAGUAAAAAACAGCGAUAAGCCGGUUAUUGUGGAUUUUUUCGCAACAUGGUGCAAUCCAUGUAAAAUGCUUACGCCACGCAUUGAAACAGUGGUAGGUGAAAAGGCAGGAGCUAUUAAGUUGGCUAAAGUCGACAUUGAUGAGCACAGUGACUUAGCGCUCGAUUACGAUGUUGGUGCUGUACCAGUCCUAUUAGUAAUGAAGGAAGGCAAAGUUGUAAAUCGAAUGGUCGGCUUACAGGACACGGACAAAAUUCGCGCCUGGAUUGAUAAAGCUGUUGAGGAAGCAAAGUAAUUCGAAUGAAAAUGAACAAAAAAUUAUGCAGGAGAUUCGAAAAUCUAGUUAUAAUUUCAGCGUUUGCAUCAAAAAGAAAGCUUUAAAAUUUGUUAAACAAAUAUUAUCCAAAUCGGUUAAAAAAAUUAAUAUAGCUAAAUGAAAAAUAAACAUAUUCUGAAAUGUUUGUAUUAAA